Belonocnema kinseyi is the source of this 3454-nucleotide messenger RNA. It is a transcript of the gene ago, whose product is annotated as F-box/WD repeat-containing protein 7. NCBI's taxonomy places the organism in Eukaryota, Metazoa, Arthropoda, Insecta, Hymenoptera, Cynipidae. Gene Ontology annotation, cellular component: nucleus; cytoplasm. Gene Ontology annotation, molecular function: ubiquitin binding. The transcript has 8 exons. The coding region runs from base 345 to 2297 and encodes 650 amino acids. The record is from RefSeq and is a predicted model, not a curated record. Gene Ontology annotation, biological process: ubiquitin recycling; proteasome-mediated ubiquitin-dependent protein catabolic process.
ACACAGCCCGGAGAGAAAAGUAGGGAACACGGUAAAGUUGCCGAUGGAUCUUUGUCUGUGUUUAUAUUUAUCUCGUGUUUUUGUUUUACGAUCCGCCCUGGCCUAAACUUUACCAAAAACUCUCCCCCGUUGUGACCUAACCUAGUUGAAAAUUUCACCCCCAAGAAAUGCAUGUGGCUCGAACCCUGCUUUCCUGAACAGCCGUGUGUCGUGAUCUACCUUGCUCCUGACAGAGAAGGAAAUUAUCGCCGACCAAGUUUUGAGUAGAGACCCUGACAAUACUUGUCAUGGAUUAUUUUAAUUGUGAUUGUAGAAAAAAAUCAAACUAACAAUUCAGGCCAGUAAUGUCUGUCCCGUCAUCGUCGUCGAAAGGUAUAAAUAGAGAAAAACCCGGAGGAACAAGUCCAAGCCCUGUGGAAGGUGUCGAAGGAAUUCCAGGACCAAGUUCCUUAGAUCCAAUCCAUUGUCCAUUACCACCAGAUGGAGAAUCCGAAGACUACGGUGACGAGGCAGAAGAUGAAGAUGAUGACAGUACUGAGGAAGAAAGCGAAAUUAGCGACACAGGGCUGUUUUGUGAUGCCGAGUGCGAAGAAGAAGAAGCCGAGGAAAGCGACUGCCAAUCUCCAAUUCUACAGUCACAACCACCUUUAUCACACAGGCUGCAAAGUCCUAUUUUGCACACCUGCGUUCCUUUGGACGUUGUGCAGCCUCAGAGAAAACGUAAAAGUGAUACAGAGUCCAAUUUACCUUGUAAAAAGCUUAGUCCAGAGGAGAAAUCUCACACAUCAAUCACGAGAAAGUUGGACGAUAAGGGCAAACCUGUGAGAUUCGUGAUACCCACGAAAGACAAUCCACCUCCUGAAUUGAGCUCGUGGCUCUUACAAUUUCAGAGGUGGUCAAAUGCUGAAAGGAUAUUAGCUAUAGACGAAUUAAUAGAAAGGUGCGAACCGACGCAGGUCCGUCACAUGAUGCAAGUGAUAGAACCUCAGUUUCAAAGGGACUUUAUCUCUCUUCUGCCGAAAGAACUAGCCUUAUCCGUAUUAGCAUUUCUGGAACCCCGUGAUCUGCUGCGGGCAGCUCAAACGUGUCGUAGUUGGCGUUUCCUCGCGGACGACAAUCUGUUGUGGAAGGAAAAGUGCAGAGCAGCUGGAAUAGAUGAUCCGAAGGACUCGCCCUCAUCGAAACGUAAAAACUCGAGAACCUCGAGUAAUUGCUCGUCACCGUGGAAGCAGGCCUAUAUGCGGCAGCACAAUAUCAAAAUGAAUUGGCGAACAAAACCAAUCCGUCCACCAAAGGUUCUCAAGGGCCACGACGAUCAUGUCAUUACUUGCCUCCAGUUCUCGGGAAAUAGGAUAGUGAGCGGAUCCGAUGACAAUACUCUCAAAGUCUGGUCAGCUGUUACUGGCAAGUGUUUAAGGACAUUAGUUGGCCACACGGGCGGAGUGUGGUCCUCGCAAAUGGCGGGUACGACAGUAAUCAGUGGCAGUACGGAUCGCACUUUAAAAGUGUGGAAUGCAGAGACUGGUCACUGUAUCCACACAUUGUAUGGUCAUACAUCAACGGUGAGAUGUAUGCACCUGCACGGAAAUAAAGUUGUGAGUGGAAGUAGGGAUGCGACUUUAAGGGUGUGGCAAGUGGACACUGGGGAGUGCUUACACGUGCUUGUGGGACACUUGGCUGCAGUUAGGUGCGUGCAAUAUGAUGGCAAACUUGUUGUCAGUGGAGCUUAUGAUUACAUGGUUAAGGUCUGGAAUCCAGAACGCGAAGAGUGCCUUCAUACUCUGCAGGGACACACGAAUCGCGUUUACUCGCUUCAGUUCGACGGUGUCCAUGUGGUGAGUGGAUCUCUGGAUACGAGCAUCAGGGUCUGGGAGGUCGAAACGGGUGCAUGCAGACAUACAUUGAUGGGCCACCAAUCGCUCACUUCCGGUAUGGAGCUGCGUCACAAUAUCCUCGUGUCCGGAAAUGCGGAUUCAACCGUGAAAGUUUGGGACAUUGUUAGCGGACACUGUCUACAAACACUGUCUGGUCCUAACAAGCAUCAGUCCGCAGUCACUUGUCUGCAAUUUAAUAGUCAUUUCGUGAUAACUUCCUCUGAUGAUGGAACUGUCAAACUCUGGGAUGUUAAUAAUGGUGAUUUUAUUAGGAAUCUCGUAGCGCUAGAGAGCGGAGGAAGUGGAGGUGUUGUGUGGCGAAUUCGAGCGAGUGACACGAAGCUGGUGUGUGCAGUGGGUAGUCGUAACGGUACGGAGGAAACCAAACUUCUUGUUCUGGACUUUGACGUAGAAGUGAAAUAGUGUACCUCAAUAUUGGUGAGAAGACAGCUUCGCUACGUGACUUCUGUAAAUAAUUUAAUUAGGUAGCGUAACCAAUCUACUGUACAAUGUUUCAUGUAUUAAGUGGUGUGAUUGUGAUAAGACUGCAGAUGGGAAAUCCGGAGAAGCAAGGUAAGCGACAAAACAAGUGUCGUGUCGUCUGAGCGUUCUGAUCGUUCUGAUCGUUCUGAUCUCCCACUCUUUCGAUGGAGUGAGAAGAUAACAUUAGUUUUCAUGAUUGUUGGAUGUACCUAGCGCAGUGUACAAACUAGGAGACUCAAAAGACUCAAAGCUAAACUAUGAAGAAUACGGAGCUUACUUGAAUUACUAUUGAUACAUUGCUGUAAAACGAUGCAACGAUAUCUUUGGUGAUGGACAUCGAAAGGCUCAGAGCUUUGUUGGAUGCUGCGACAAUGUCGAUUGUGGCGCCACCACCCAGUCAUCUGGAGAAUGAUACAACUCUAGAAAUUUCUAACAAGAGUUUGGGCCCCCAUUCAUGAAUUGUGUGACACUCUUUUUUUCUCUUGUCAAUUUUUCACCGAAUUACCAAAUAAUUAGAAGAUAUUGACAUGAAAAGAAAGACGAGUUAACAGAUUUAGAGGAAAUUUAUUUGAAACAAUUAAAGGAUUAAUUUUUUACGAUUCUUUUAUAUUAAUAGAACCCAUCUUCAAUUAUUUAAUAUUGUAAAUAAUGGAGAGAUUUUAUAUCCAAUUUUUUAAUAUUUAUUAUUUAAAAAAAUUUAAUAUUGGUUAUGAAUUUUUAUAGAUUUUUUCGGCAAGCUAAACGUGACGUAAAAUAAGCUAAACAUUUUAAGGAACUGAAAUCAUAAUAAACGUUAAUGAAAUUUAAUAUAAAACGAUAUUAUACUGGUUUUUCGAAUAUUUGAUCAAAUUGCUGAGGUUCACAUUUAUAAUAACAAUUUAGGAGAUCGAAACCCUUUACUAAAGCUUUUUAAUAUCUUUAUUUCAUGUUUAAUCUGUUGUAAAAUCUAUAAAAGUGGGUCAAUAAAUAUAAGGGUGUAUUUAGUAAAUAGUACAAAGUCUGAUCAAAUAGAAAAAUGAAUGAUUUUGUGAGUAGUAGUAAUUUUAAAAUUGUUCAGAAAACUUUUAUUUGAUGAAUUUUUUAGACACUAAAAUAUU